Exophiala spinifera is the source of this 3417-nucleotide messenger RNA. RefSeq lists its product as uncharacterized. NCBI's taxonomy places the organism in Eukaryota, Fungi, Ascomycota, Eurotiomycetes, Chaetothyriales, Herpotrichiellaceae. The record is from RefSeq and is a predicted model, not a curated record. The transcript has a single exon. The coding region runs from base 1 to 3417 and encodes 1138 amino acids.
AUGCUCGAUGAUCCGCCGCAACUACCACUAACCAUUUCUUCGCCAGCGUCCCCGUCGGAUUGGUUCUCAGGCCCGAUACUGGCGAAUGCUUCGAUUGAUCAAGCAGUUCCGGCAACUCCAUCGAGUCCCGCGAUUUCUGCCAUGGACAGUGAUCAGGGAGAGAACGGGCAUCAGAACGGGAGUGGCCCAAGCCGUUCAAUCAGCCAGGUGACGCGACCAACGGCUGAACAUUCUCCUGUGGAAGCUCCUCACCUUCAUCGAAGCAUCGCAGAUCAGCUCGUUGACCAAAGUCGUUCUUCCUCUGUAGAAGAUGAGUCAACCGUCGCUAGGCUUGCGCCGCCACGCCCAAUUAGUGAUCAAGCAAAUAGUUCUCAACAGUCUGGAGAUGGAGGUCUACUUGUUCCACAAGACAGACGGAGAUCCGUCGUUUCUGCAAUUUCUAGUGCAAGUCGGGGUUCGGGAUCAGUUGUGUCCCAAGCUCAUUCACGACCGAGCAUUUCCCCUGCCGAUGCAGAAGAGGUCUUCGAUGUCGAACCAAUGAAAGGACAGCCUGGAUCUCAAUUGCAACCAUCAGCACUCAAUGACUUUGACGAUGUACAGUGGAGAUCUUCUCCGGCAGGUGAGGCCGAGUCACCUCGAAACGACACGCCUCCGCCAGGAAUCGACGAGCCUUACGUACCUUUGGAUAUAGAUGUUGAUUCUGAAGCCAUCCGACGUGCACAGGCAGGAGAAGAGAAGCCGGAAAUGACGGGAGAACAGGGGAGUGAAGGAGAACGCAAUAUUGCAUCUAAUUUACCCGGGCAUCAUCGUCCAUUCUCGUUCUCAGGCAUCGAAGACAUCGAUGGUCACCACUCGCCGCCAUGGCAUUCUUCACUACCCAUGAGCCCAGUCAGCCAAACAUUCAGCAACUCGUCUCUCAACAAAGAGAUGUCCCAAGUCAGUGUUGACGAGGUUGUUAAUCAAGCGGAUGCCGUUUCGGGACAGAGACAGUCAAGAUCCUAUUCACGACCGUUCGGAGUCGAUCCUAACGUGCGGAACCAUCCUGCACUUAGGGUUCAAGAGGUUCAACCCGAGCAACCGAUGAAUAGAGUACAUAUGUACUCCUCUGAAAGCCCCCUGCCAAGCGCAAGACGACCCCAGGAGGAAAUGGAAAGGUUGCGGCAACAGAGGGAGAUGUACCAGCAUGGACAUGGACGACCAGUCAGCACCGAGGUCGAGCAAGGUGGCAAUGGAGAGUUCCGUAUUGCAGGACCAUACAUCCAGGAAUACAGAUCCCCAAAGCCUGUAACGGCACCAAGAAUUGGACGAAGUCCAGUACAAGUGGAAGCCAGCGGCCAACCCAUGCCCGGUGCGAGGGUUUCUUCUUAUCCCGGACAAAAUUCAUUAGGGGCUGAACAAGGACAGCAGCAGUUGCAGCCGAGCAGAUUGUCUGUUGUUGGAGGCACUGACGAUCCUCGCCGUUUGCCCGAUCAAUACGCACCACACCAGCACCAACGUAGCUAUGGAUACGAAUCAGCUCCUAUGCGCGAGCAGUCGUAUGAUAUGGAACCCGAGUCCGAGCACGGACAUCAACCGCAAUACCAUCCAGCACCGCAACCUCCAUCUCAGCUGCCUAUUCAAGAAAGCACGUAUGCGCAAAAUCAGCGCCAGUCCAUGCCGCCACCCUCGGUACCUGCUCCGAAAGAGGAUCUUCCUCCUCAACCGUCGAGCGGCAAGACAGGCAUGUUUGGGAGCAUCUUCGGAGUCAAGGGGCGAAACAAGCUUCAGAAAAUAAGCCGCUCUGAGUCGCGUACCGACGAGAGAGAUGCCUACGGCCAGAAAAAGGAGAAACGAGCUAGUCUCUUCCGGCGCAAUAGUCGUCACGACAGUAUCUCGUCCAAGCGGAGCAGUCAAUACGGUGAACAUGACCAAUCCAGUCACCUCACGCAAGUUCCAUCGCACCCUACCGCCGGCAGGAGACUUUCGCGAGACGCAUUGACGACGCCCGAGCCCAAAGAACUGAACCCAGUAUCCGAAACUGGAAAGAAGAAACGCUUUUCGGGGUUAGGUGGACGAAUCUUCAAGACCGGCGGGGCCAAAGAUUCCACAAGAGCAAACUCUGCACCUAUCGAUUCAACUUCAGCGAAACGAACGUCGACACAAAACCUUGAGCAGCAGAUUCGUGCUCAGACAUUCAUGUCGCCGCAAUCCUAUUCACAAUAUUCGAGUGCGGGUAUGCAAGGAUACUCCUAUGCUGAGGACGCUGCUGGGCAACUUCAAUACCCUUCGGCAUCAGCAUCGAACAUGGGCAUGACAACAACUUAUCCGGGACCAGGAGCAUAUCAGCAUCAGCAGCAACCAUUUCCCGGUAUGUAUGAGAGGAAUAUGGUCUCGCUACCACCGCAGUCACAGCAACAGUUUACGGGUUAUGACUUUGGUUUACCUGGUACAUCAGCACAUCAAGGCCUCCACGAGCGUGAACGUGAACGACCUUCGCCCUUGCGGAUCGAUACGAGCGGUACUCCAAACCAAAGUGGUUUUCGCUAUGGUGGUAGUGGUAACCCCGUCACGACGGCACCCAUUCAGACAUUUCCUCAGCGAGAUCCAAAUUUCUCGCGGGGGGUAAGACCAGAAUACGCGGCAGGUCCCACGAGUGAGGGUGCGGGUGCUAGUGUCAUGAGUAGAGGUGGUGCAAUAAGCCCACCAGCUGCCGGAGUAGCCAGGACAGUCAGUCCAGCCUUCGGUGGUGUUUCUGCUUCUAUUUCUCCGUCUGCCUCCCAGCCUCGAGAAGACAGCAGAGCACAUGCUAUGAAUCUCCAUAAACGAUCACGAUCACCGAGAUUGGGCCGACGGCCGUCCAGCGAGGAUCUGGAUGCAGAGAGGCGUGCGCAAAAUGGAGGAGUUAGUGUCGACCACAGGGGCAGUGCUGGCCGGGGGCUGGUGGACAAGUUGGGUACGUUUAGUAGUAAACGCAUCAGUCCUGUCGGUGGUGUUCCCAGAGAUGAAAGUGAGCAGGAGAGGCCUUUCAAUAUUACGGUACCUGGGUUGGAUGAAGGUGAGGAUAGUUCGGGACAACAACGAAGCAGCAAACCCGGUGUUUCUUCAACUAUGAGAGAGCGAGUGGAAGGUGGUGCUGCGAGAAGCGACACACCAAUCAGUGUCGAGUCCGGGUCGAAUGUCAGGUUAUCCUCAGCUGCGUCUCCGCCGGCAAAGGGAGACGGGCUUGAGCGAGGAGUUAGUUUGAUGGAGAGUGACAAGGACAGGGACAAGAACAAGAACAAGACUGCGAAAGACCGAUCUGGUGGAGUCAUUGCAGAGUUACCUGGAAGUCACGCUGAAGGGUACGAAAGUGACGAAGAGGUCCUUAUGAGUGCAACUGCGUAUCCAGGACAGGAAUGGGUCCCUGUUGUUGUUGGAGAUGGUAGAUGGGAUGAUUGA